AUGGGUAAAUACGAUAUCCCUGCUUUCGUCGACUACAUUUUGAAUAGAACUAAUUCCAAUGAGCUCAUCUACGUUGGAUAUUCUCAGGGGGCCCGUUUACUUUUUAUUACAUGUUCCGAAACGGAAUACUGCAGCAAGAUUAAAUUAUUCAUAGGUUUGGCGCCGGCAGUGAGGCUGCUGUUCAGCAGGUCCUUACCGCUCAGACUGCUAGUAAAUUUUUAUAAUUUAAUAUUACCGUUACUGACCAGUCCCAUUGAGUUAGAGGUUCUACCUAAAGGUGGAUUUGUUCAGACAUUGGCUUCGAACAUUUGCAGGGACUUCACAGCCGCCACUACCAUUUGUAAGCUAGCUCUAAGUCUAAUCGAUUCCUACGACCCACUGUCCGUUACUACACAGACUGUGAGAGUGUCGUUUGGUCACACGCCCGCAGGAACAUCAGCUCGGAAUGUUGCAUUCUAUGCCCAGAACUACGUUUCAAAUUUUAACAAAUAUGACUACGGGUCAAGUAGAAAUCUAGCCAUCUACGGCAGCGCUCAGCCGCCACAAUAUGCGCUAAAUCGCACCACCAUACCAGUGGUACUAACAUAUGGUAGAAACGAUUAUCUAGUAGACCCUAAAGACGUGAUGUGGCUCGCCACUCAGCUACCGAAUGUGCUAGAAACUUACCAAGUAAGAAGACCAACGUGGAACCAUCUGGAUUACACUUAUAGCCAGUUCAUUCGGUUAGAGAUUUUUCUUAAAAUAAAUCAAUAUCUGCUACAAUACACUAACAGGGUGCGAACUAAUGGAUAG
Messenger RNA from Papilio polytes (common Mormon), 792 nucleotides. Its product is annotated as gastric triacylglycerol lipase-like. Bases 1 to 792 code for a protein of 263 amino acids. Lineage: Eukaryota; Metazoa; Arthropoda; Insecta; Lepidoptera; Papilionidae. The transcript has a single exon. The record is from RefSeq and is a predicted model, not a curated record.